Vicia villosa (hairy vetch) is the source of this 693-nucleotide messenger RNA. Its product is annotated as NDR1/HIN1-like protein 3. Bases 1 to 693 code for a protein of 230 amino acids. The record is from RefSeq and is a predicted model, not a curated record. Lineage: Eukaryota; Viridiplantae; Streptophyta; Magnoliopsida; Fabales; Fabaceae. The transcript has a single exon.
AUGCCGACCAAGUUAUCACAAAUCACAGCCUACAAGAAAGUCAACGAAGACUACAGCGAUGAGGAGAGCAACGAGGACUACAGCGAUGAGGAAAGCUGCAUCAACAAGGACUGCAGCAACGAGGGGUGUAUCAACAAGGACCGCAUGGUCAUCUUGUGCAUUGGAACUGUAUUGUUAGCUAUUCUAAUCAUUCUACUAUAUGGUGCUAUCUCUCAAGAAUUGAGGCCCCAUAAACCAAUAGAGUUUAUUAUAGCUGAUGCCUCAAUUACGAAGUUUAAUCUCACAAGCGACAACACCUUGUACUAUAAUUUUAAGCUCAAUAUUACUGUGAGAGAGUCUAACUAUUUCGACUACAACCGGUAUCCGAGAUUGAUCAAAGCCAUUCCUUCUUAUAAAGGUAAUAAAUUUGAUGUGGUAGAUAUGGAAGGCUUUGACCUAUCUUUUAAGAACUCCAUUAUGCUUAAGCCUGUCGUAUUUUACGGGAACAAAUUUAUCAAACUGGAUGCACAACAACUUAUGGAGUUUCAUAAUGAGACACGAUUGGGGAUUUUUAAUUUGGAUUUAAAAUUAGAUUUGAAAUACAAUGAAUAUGUUUAUUGUCUAGGUUUGAAAGUUCCUUUGAAUUCCAAAGAAAAAUUAGAAUCUACUUUCAAUGUUACCAAAUGCUCCCGUGAAUACCAGGGAUGGGGCUAG